Molecule: messenger RNA, 1852 nt
Organism: Oncorhynchus masou masou (cherry salmon)
Lineage: Eukaryota; Metazoa; Chordata; Actinopteri; Salmoniformes; Salmonidae
Product: protein farnesyltransferase/geranylgeranyltransferase type-1 subunit alpha-like
Exons: 10
Coding region: 171-1289 (372 amino acids)
Biological process (GO): protein farnesylation; protein geranylgeranylation
Cellular component (GO): cytoplasm; CAAX-protein geranylgeranyltransferase complex; protein farnesyltransferase complex
Molecular function (GO): protein farnesyltransferase activity; CAAX-protein geranylgeranyltransferase activity
Source: RefSeq, a predicted model, not a curated record
UGGGAACUCCGACUUCAGUGCGUUCGAGACAAUAGGGAUUUGAAAAAAGCGAGCUCCAGACGGUUCGAACGGUCAUCCAACUCGGAAUUCCAUGUCGGGAACUCGGGCCUCUUCCUAGAGCUUUGACUUUCCGAUCUGAAGAUCACUGACGUCCACAUGAGAAUUGCAGGAUGAGAGGAGGGGCGAGGAAGGGGUCGAAGAGGAGCCCGAAAUUGACUAUGAAAACCCGUUCCGUUAUAUGUUUUACAGCUUUACCUUCUCUCUCUCCCUCCCGCCUCUGCUCAUAUAAAAGAGACAGAAAAGAAUGGGCUGAUUUAGAACCUGUUCCACAAGAUGAUGGUCCUAAUCCUGUUGUGAAGAUUGCCUACUCUGACAAGUUCACAGACGUGUAUGACUAUUUCCGAGCGUUAUUGAAGAAUGAUGAAAAAAGCGACAGGGCAUUCACGCUGACGGCUGAAGCUAUUGAACUGAAUGCUGCAAAUUACACUGUAUGGCACUACCGGCGAGUAUUACUGCAGGCCCUGGAGAAGGACCUGAGAGAGGAGAUGAGGUACAUUACGGCCAUCAUUGAGGACCAGCCCAAAAACUACCAAGUCUGGCACCAUAGACGUAUGGUGGUGGAGUGGCUGAACGACCCCUCGGAAGAACUGGAGUUCAUUGCAGAGAUCCUAAGUCAGGAUGCUAAGAACUACCACGCCUGGCAGCACAGACAGUGGGUCCUCAAGGAGUACAAGCUGUGGGACAGUGAGCUGGAGUAUGUGGAGCAGUUAUUGGAGGAGGAUGUGAGGAACAACUCUGCAUGGAACCAGAGGCACUACGUCAUCUCUCACACAACAGGCUACUCAGACCCAUCCAUACUCAAUAGAGAAGUACAGUACAGUCUCAAACAGAUCAAGAAGGCUCCCCACAAUGAAAGUGUGUGGAACUAUUUGAAAGGGAUUCUGCAGGACCGGGGCCUGUCGUCCCACCCGGGUCUCCUGGAGCAGAUCCUGGAGCUCAAGGAGACCCACUGCUCGCCCUACCUGCUGGGCUUCCUGGUGGACAUCUACGAGGACUCCCUGGAGAACACCUCAGGAGACAAGGUGGAGGUCCUUAGCAAGGCCCUGGAGCUCUGUGAGCUCCUUGCCCAGGAGAAGGACACCAUCCGGAGGGAGUACUGGAGCUACGUAGGCCGCUCCCUGCAGACAAAAUACUGCUCUGGUGACCCUUCUACCACCAGCAGCGCCCCAGAAACUGACCGAGGAUCAGCCUCAGUCUCAGUUCACCAGGAGACCACCUGCAGUAGCUAAAAGAAGAAGACAUAGAACCCAAUGGGAGUCGAGGGAGCAACCGCUUUUAUUCAGUCUGCGUUUGUUUGGCAAUAGCGCAGCAUUACCACAUUGGUUAAAUAAAAUACAAAGAGAAAUAACAACAGAAACACUAUAAGCUUACUGUAAAAGAGAACUCACUGCAGAUAAGUAUUAUGACUUAGGAUAGAAGAUAUGAAUGCCUGCUGUCAUUGUCAUGUAUUAAGGUUUAUAGCCAUAGGUGAGCUUGUUUGGAUGUUGAUGACUUGAGUGUGUGCUAACCAAGAGUCUUAUUGCUGUGAAUGUUGGCUUUCAGAUCAUACUGUAUCUAGAGUAAUUAUGCUUGUUUUGGAUUUCUUCUGCUGUGCAGUACACAGGGAUAUUUGUAUGUGACACUGUAGCUAAGAACAUGUUGCUUCUUGCCUAAAAGCCCUUAAAAUAUCUCUGUGUAGAUAGAUAUAUAUUGCUGUCGUUGCCAAAACACUGUAUAACCAAACUCGGCAUUGCUGUAGGCUACAGAGUCUUUUGUACGCUAUAACUAAUUAUAUGGUUAUUCUAAACUGGAA